Molecule: messenger RNA, 2110 nt
Organism: Megalobrama amblycephala (Wuchang bream)
Lineage: Eukaryota; Metazoa; Chordata; Actinopteri; Cypriniformes; Xenocyprididae
Gene: noto
Product: notochord homeobox
Exons: 3
Coding region: 1223-1960 (245 amino acids)
Biological process (GO): central nervous system development; neuron differentiation; regulation of DNA-templated transcription
Molecular function (GO): DNA-binding transcription factor activity, RNA polymerase II-specific; DNA binding
Source: RefSeq, a predicted model, not a curated record
AAAAAGGGCUGAAGGAGUUAAAAUAUUAAGAGAAGCUUAGAGGUCACGUAUCAUCACUAUCUUAUUAAGUGGACUUCUGUAGCGGAAAUUUACAAUAGAUUAUCUGCUCAUCGGAGUUACUCACCCGACACUAACUCAAAUCAGCGGGCUUCGCACUCGGAGUGACAAAACUGAAGCCCAAGUGCGGCAAAUCUCCUCUCCAAUUUUCGGCCAACACCAAAACUGACAAAAACACAAUUGUCACAAGGUGCAAUACACGCCAGAGCCUGAUUGAGGGAGGAGAACUGAUUAAUGUGUUUACAUGAACCAGAGUGGAAGAGAUUUCACUAUUAUACCUACUUUCAUUUGACACCUCGAGACUGAAACUGGAAGUGAAUUCUAACAUUAUCCACAACACGUAGGUGUGAUGCUACCGUAGUCUGCGCUGUAAAACAUCUUUUCAUCAUUAUGCCAUAACAACAUCUUAGUUUCAAUCCAAUUACCUUAUCACAAUCAUUUCUGAUUUAAUGAGUUUCAACUAGUCUGGUUUUCUUCAUCAGUAAAUAACUUCAAAGUGGUCCACGACACCACUUUCAGCCAAAAGUUUUCAUUGUUGAAAUUUGUUACUAAAUUAUGAAUUAGUUCACUAACCAUGAAUCAAAUAUUUGGGUGACAAUCUGGAGUCUUAAAGACUGGCAACGGGCUUUCAUAGAGAUGUAUACUAAUGUGAUUAGUAGUUUUUGCCCCCCUUUUCUUUGACCUCUGAACGUGAGAGUAUUUGUUCCGCUGUGUGUCGCAUUCGGCGGUACCCUUUGAAUACAUGAAAUAAGAUGAUUUGGGGAACAUCAAUGCGCUCUCACACAGGACGUUUCUGUGGCGCACAGCCAUGUAGGAAUUUGUAGUAAAUCUGGACCUCCUGGCUCUCGGCUCUUGACCCCCUCUCUGUGUUUCUGGGCUACCUCCGGGGGCAUGUAGUGCAGAGGGCCAUUAGGAUAUUUGACAAUCUCAGCUUGUUACAACUCCAUCAGUUAAUUGGAUCCCUUGUAGAGCCGCUCGUUUGACUCAUCUGCCACUUAAAAAGACAAAGGCUCGCUGGGGGUCGUUCACACCUCGCGCCCCUGAGCAGGUAUAAAAGAGCCGCAGACACUCCAAGCUUCAUUCCACUCCGCUCUUCACAAGCUCGAGAACUUCUCUACAGCGGAUAACUUUUAAGCAGGACUUUUUACCGACCUAAACAGAAGCCAUGCAGAUGCCUGGAAGAGCUUACGAAAACUAUGGACAAUCAAUUCGCCCUCACGCGGCUUUCAAUCCGGACUAUGCCACUUCAUCAAAACCGAGCGCAGGGAAAUCCUUCACAAUCGACGCUCUGCUCGCGAGACCUGACCAUACGGAGAGAGACAGGACAAGUGUGUAUCGGAACAUAGCCAAUCAAGCGCCAGUCUCGAGCUCUGCGGUCCCAUUAGCUGCACAAAUGUACUCGCAAAUCCCACACUUUGCGUACAACCAGAGCAUUAUGCACACGCAAACUGGGUAUCCCGUCUUUUGCUACCCGCCUUACAGCUACCAAACAACAUGUCGUGGAGCUAUGUACUCACAAGAUGCUGUACUGACCAAAGCAGCUGUUCACUCUCACUAUAAACACAAAGCCGGGAAAUCAAAGCGAAUGCGCACAAGUUUCACCAACGAGCAGCUGUCCAGACUGGAGAAAGAAUUCGCGCGGCAGCAGUAUAUGGUGGGAUCAGAGCGCUUCCUCCUGGCAUCUGCUCUCCAGCUCACUGAAGCACAGGUUAAAGUGUGGUUCCAGAACAGACGCAUCAAGUGGAGAAAGCAGAGUCUUGAGCAACAACAAGCCAAACUUGCCAAACUUGGUCUCGCCGUGCAACCAAAGAGCCCGGGAUCUCAGGGCAGAGAGGAUGAGGAGAGAGACUUCACAGAAGAGUCUGAUGUGGACAUUGACAUCGACGAUUCACUUCAAGACUGAGAAAAUCACUUUUAUACAGGAUAAUUUUGUACAUAUUCGAUUUUCUCUAGAUGACACAGUACUCUAUUUGUACAAAUAUUUAAUUAAUAGAUAUAUAUUUAAGGUGUUUCUAUUACACACCAUUGCUCUUAUGAGGGUAGCCUAUCUUUG